Messenger RNA from Aegilops tauschii subsp. strangulata, 1386 nucleotides. Its product is annotated as ADP-ribosylation factor-like protein 2. Lineage: Eukaryota; Viridiplantae; Streptophyta; Magnoliopsida; Poales; Poaceae. Gene Ontology annotation, molecular function: GTP binding; GTPase activity. The record is from RefSeq and is a predicted model, not a curated record.
UCCCGCCGGCCCUCGUCCAUUCGCACGCCGCACCUUUUCACCGCAGUCUCACUCUCUCCUCAGAUUCAGAAGCAGCGGCAUCUCCAUCACCGUCGCCGCCGCCGCCGCCGCCGCCGCGCCUCCACUGAGUGCCGCCCUAGCCUGCGCGCCUCUCCUCGAGCCUGGCCUCCGCCGUCCCCGUGCACGCCCACGAGCCUCCCGCCACCGGGCCCAGUCCUUCUUCCUAGCUCCAGAAUGGGUCUCCUCAGCAUCAUCAGAAAAAUCAAGCGCAAGGAAAAGGAGAUGCGUAUUCUCAUGGUCGGCCUGGACAACUCGGGUAAGACGACAAUUGUGCUCAAGAUAAAUGGGGAGGACACCAGUGUCAUCAGCCCUACUCUUGGCUUUAAUAUCAAGACCAUCCAGUACCAAAAGUACUCACUGAACAUAUGGGAUGUUGGGGGCCAGAAGACCAUCCGUUCGUAUUGGAGGAACUACUUCGAGCAGACUGACGGUCUAGUUUGGGUGGUGGAUAGUUCCGAUGUCCGAAGGCUCGAUGAUUGCCGUGCUGAGCUCCACAAUCUUUUGAAAGAAGAGAGACUGGCUGGAUCAUCGCUGUUAGUUUUCGCAAAUAAGCAGGACAUUCAAGGCGCUUUGAAGCCUGACGAGAUCGCCAAGGUUCUGAAUCUUGAAGUGAUGAACAAAGACCGGCACUGGAAGAUUGUCGGCUGCAGCGCCUACACGGGCGACGGCCUGCUCCAGGGCUUCGACUGGCUGGUUCAGGACAUCGCCUCCCGCAUCUAUGUCCUCGACUGAAACAACCAAACUCUCUGGACAUUUAGCCGUAGGCAUGCUGCUGCUUUGGCCAUCUCAUGGCAUCUGUAUGUAAUCUGUUCAAGUUUGAACCAAACCAUAAAUGACAUUUUUUAUUCCACACUUCCCUAGUGCUGUGUAAAAGAUGCCUGUAUCCUCAGUUGUGAAAGAUGCAUGUACAGCGGUGGUGACAGCAAGUUUUGCAUCUUAUGCAGGAUUAGAAUAUGGAUGCUCGCAAUCAGUACGAAGUUCAGAAUAUAUCAGAUCAAGUUGUAUUUGAAUUUUUUUUCCUGAUUCACAGAACAAUUUCAAUAGAUCUAAGCAAAGAUCGAUGGAUGCUUGAGAGAAAGGAACAAAAGUAAUCACGACACAGAGAAGGAUAUUUCGCAGCUAUGACGACUUGCAUUUUCUUCUUCCAUUUAAACCGAGUUCAAACAUAGGAUAUUCCAACAUCACAUCCCAAUCCAUGACAGAAGGGAUUGCUGCAUCACCGACGACCGACCGACCGACUUGAAAGAUAACACAUGUUGUUUCUUCCUCGCGUCACCAGCUCUAAUUAACCCCGGACAGAGCGACACUCGAGCUCGCGAUCAAAAA